Messenger RNA from Penicillium soppii, 2835 nucleotides. It is a transcript of the gene atgI, whose product is annotated as autophagy protein ATG9. The record is from RefSeq and is a predicted model, not a curated record. The transcript is spliced from 2 exons. Bases 1 to 2835 code for a protein of 944 amino acids. Gene Ontology annotation, biological process: protein localization to phagophore assembly site; autophagy of mitochondrion. Gene Ontology annotation, cellular component: autophagosome; phagophore assembly site. Lineage: Eukaryota; Fungi; Ascomycota; Eurotiomycetes; Eurotiales; Aspergillaceae.
AUGAUGUCCUCUAACAUAUUAUCUCGGUUUCUACCCCCAACGGGCUCACCAUCGGUCUACGAGACCAUCCGCCAACAUGACGCAGUGUCCGAAUCCUCCGAUAUCGAAGAGCGUGCGGGCUUGGCCUUAGACGACCAACAAGAACAAUUUAGUGACCGAGAGCUGGAGGAUGCGUUGGCAGAUGCACAGGAUAGUGAAGUGGUCAGUCCCAGCACUGCACUUCUGGAAGCUCGGUCGGGCAAGGCGCCUCAGGCGCGAGCUUCUCCAUCUGGAACACGCCGUCGCAAGGCAUCCCGGCCUAGAUGGGUGGCACCGGAUUCGCUUGGGUAUGAAAUGAAUGAUCAUGAUGAGGAUGUCCCUCAGUCGCUGUUGGUGGAAGGCCAUCACGACGAUCUGACAUCGCGUUUACCUCCUCCUCCCCGGCCUCACGGUCAUUCGGAUCGUCGAAGGGCCUCCAGCCCCGAUCCGUCUCAACAACCCACCAGACCUCGCUGGGCUGAGGGACCCCGAGGAUCACCGCCCAAUGAUAGUGGUGGCCACCCAACGUCGAGGUGGUUCACUGGACAACAUCCCGGUCUUGCCAACAUUGACCCCGAAAAGAAAGCAAUGUGGCGAUGGGCGAAUGUGGAGGAUCUGGACAAUUUCUUGAAAGAUGUCUACGUCUACUUUUUAGGGAACGGGAUCUGGUCUAUUUUGCUGACUAGGGUGCUGAAUCUCUUGACAUUUGCGUUCGUUGUCGGUUUCUCGACCUUCUUGACCAACUGCAUUGAUUACUCCAAGGUACGACGAAGUAAGACCCUGGAUGAUAUCCUCGUACCCAAGUGUACAGCAAACAUGUCCGGAUCAUCCACAUUUUUGCUGUGGCUCUUCAGCUUCUUCUGGAUUGUGAAGUUGUUUCAAUAUAUCUUGGAUGUUCGCAGGCUCAAACAUCUGCAUGACUUCUAUCUCUAUCUACUUCAUGUCUCUGAUGCCGAAGUCCAGACAAUUUCCUGGCAAGAAGUGGUUAGCCGACUAAUGGCGCUGAGAGACUCCAAUCCUUCAACUGCGGCAGCAGUUUCUGUCAAACAUCGAAAAUUUCUGGGCAGCCAGUCAAAGCAACGAAUGGACGCUCACGACAUUGCUAAUCGCUUGAUGCGCAAGGAAAACUACAUGAUUGCAUUGGUAAACAAGGAUAUCUUGGACCUCACACUCCCAAUUCCGUUCCUCAAAAAUCGACAGUUGUUUUCUCGAACUAUGGAAUGGAAUCUCAAUCUUUGUGUCAUGGACUAUGUCUUCAACGAGCAGGGUCAACUGAGAACUUUGUUUCUCAAAGAUACUCAUAGGAGAGCGCUAAGUGAUGCUUUGCGUCGGCGCUUUGCCAUUGCUGGUAUCAUGAACAUUUUUGUGGCUCCCUUUAUUGUGGUUUACUUCACAAUGCAUUACUUCUUCCGAUACUUCAACGAAUUCAAGAAGAAUCCGGGGCAAAUUGGUUCUCGUCAAUACACCCCCAUGGCGGAAUGGAAAUUCCGCGAGUUCAAUGAGCUCUGGCAUCUGUUUGAACGUCGAACCAACAUGUCUUAUCCAUUUGCCAGCCGAUACGUCGACCAAUUCCCCAAAGACAAGACAGUCCAAGCGGCAAGAUUCGUCGCUUUCAUUUCUGGGGCUCUUGCCUCGGUGCUUGCUCUCGCCUCCGUGAUAGACCCGGAGCUCUUCCUCGGGUUCGAAAUCACCCCUGACCGCACUGUCCUAUUCUACCUUGGAAUUUUCGGUACAGUUUGGGCAUUUGCACGCGGGCUGGCACCCGAAGAGACGGACGUAUUCGACCCUGAGUAUGCACUGCGUGAGCUGAUUGGUUUCACUCAUUACUUCCCAUCCGGAUGGAAGGGCCGUCUGCAUAGCGACGAUGUGCGGAAAGAAUUCGCAGUUCUCUAUCAAAUGAAAAUUGUUAUUUUCCUGGAAGAAAUCUUGAGCAUGAUCUUCACGCCUUUCGUCCUGUGGUUCAGCUUGCCCAAAUGCAGUGAUAGCAUUAUUGAUUUCUUUAGAGAAUUCACCGUGCAUGUUGACGGUGUCGGCUAUCUCUGCUCCUUUGCCGUUUUCGAUUUCAAGAAGGGCACAAACGUGCUCUCCCAAGCCGCGCCCGUGCGUCAGGAUCCCGGAAAGCAAGACCUGCGCACUGAUUACUUCUCAACGAAAGAUGACAAGAUGCUGGCUUCAUACUAUGGAUUCUUGGACAAUUACGGUGCCAACCACCAGCCCAACCGACGAGCGUUCCAUCCACCACCAACCUUACCUACUCUCGGUUCGGUUGACUUUGGUGCUCUCCCAGAUCGCCCCGAGCUUCUCCAACCACGCCAAAGUCCGACGAUAGGUGGGCUGUACGGCCCUCAAUCAGUGAUGGGCGCCUCUAAGUUUAGACCAAUGGGAGGAAUCGACCACCGCUCUCCUGCUCCCUCCAUCCUCCUUGAUCCACACCACCAACCGUCGACCUCUGGAUUCCGCCCUGCGGCUAGAAAGUCCGCUCAACACCAUCAUCGUUCUCGCCUCGCACACUCUCAGCACCAACCCACUGGCCCCAUUGACGACGAGGAAGAGCCCCUGUCCCAGGAAGGCCGUGAUUCCGCGACACGUCAGUCGGGUGUUCGUACUGGUACCUCCAGCACUGGCGCUGGCAAUAGUGACAGCAACCUCGGUGAUUCAUGGCGUAUGAAUCCAAUCGGAAAGAAUGGAGACGAUACCGAGGAGGGAGACGAGGGAGAGAACAUUGAUGCCAUUGCGGGUGGAGCUGGUGUUUUGGGCCUGAUUCAACAAUUCCAGAAAGCUAAUACCGAAGGUCGAAGGACAACGGUGGGGAUCUAG